CCGGCCUCUUCGUCUUUGGCGCGCGCUGUUUUUUUUUUGUCCUUUUUCUUUUCGCUGGCCGGCUUCCAGAUUUUCAGGUGCUGAAAUAAGUGGUUUCUUUGUUUUCCUCGAUGAGUUUCUCCUACUGUAUGUUUUACGGGCGUUCGUAGGAGCUAGCGCUUUGGCUGCUAAGAAGUGUACAGUAAAAGAUUGUGGUUGUUUUGCUCCUGUCCUGCUUGGUUGGGUAAUAGGUAAUCUGUGUGAGGUUUCGGAUCUGGAAUUGGAGACUGUACAAGAGAUAUGUUCUCGGUUCCUCUGUGUGCUUUUCUUCAGUAAAUUCAAACGGACCGCCAUGGUUUUCUGCAGCCCCAUCCAUGCUAGUGUGCGAUUUGGACAGCCGAAAGAACCAAGGAAUCGAGAGAAACGCCAAUUUUUCCUGUAGAACAAGACCUAUUGCACAGCACUCUGCUUCCUCUUUCUUUCCUUUUCCUUUUUUGGUUGUUGCUAUUUUUUCUAGUAUGCACGGGCCUUUUUGUUGGAUAUUUGAGCUGUUAACCUCCCAAGCAAGUUGGUAGAUUGGAUUUGGUCAGCUAUCUGCCUAUCUCCACGGUGAUUUAGUCAGCGUCUUACCAAAUUUAGCCCUCCUGGUUAAGAACGGUGCUAUGUUUAGCUACUAGACUAGAGUGUGAGCUUGUGCGACUAGUGAACGGGCUAGGUCCAGGAAGUUCGGUUUUAGACCAGUUGUCUGAACUGAAGUUCCUCUUCUGCAAGGACUUUUUAUGUAGUGCUCCCGUCCCAUGGUAAUAGCCUUGUGCCAUCAGCUUUCCUAGCAAAAGACUGCUGGUAAGACAAACUCUAUGCAUUGAUGCGCUUCAUUUGGAUAUUUAUCGUUUCCUUGCAUGAUUUAGGAUGUUUUAGCCAACAGGAAUUCGUGGGUUGCACAAUCCAGAUAGAGUGAUAGAUUAUGAGUUCAAGUGAGGGAUCUCAUCCUGCAACGCCAAAUGGGGCAAAACCGACUGUCAUGGUUGAUAGCAAGAUUGAGCCUGCCGGAGAGGGGUUACCUGAUGGUUGGUCGAAAGGAUGCAGGCCUAGAAAGAGUCGACCUGGAUCUAGGAUCAGGGGAGACAAGUUCUACAUUGAUCCUACCAAUAGCUAUGAAUUUCGUUCUCUGAAGGAUGUUUACCGCUACAUCGAAUCUCAAGAUAUCAGUAACUGUGUUGUGACGCCAAUCAAGAGAAAAACUGAGGACCUUCAGAUUGCAAGGAACCAAUCUCAUGAUGUCGGACGACUAUCAGAGCCUAAGGGUGUAUCCAAAGGGGAGGUGACAGAGUUAGAGCUUCAGAAGGCAAGAAAGAGCAAUCAGUCUCUGGAGCAUGAAUCUUCUCCGAGAGAAGAAGCAAAUGUGGAGAAGAAACCCAGGGAAAAGAAGCAGAAAACUAAACCUGUGAAACAAAUCACUGCACCUCUUCGAGCAUCACCUCGUUUAACUGCAAUGAAGAUUAACCAGGAAGCGAAUAAUGUGCCUAGAGACGCACUUGUCCGCACACGGACAGAUAUCGCCGAUCAGUUACCACCUAAGCAGGUCAAAGAUCCUAAAUCAAAGUCUGUUUCCUCUUUACUUUCUCAGAAGAAAGAUGGAGCCCAUAGCACAAGUGCAAAUACUGAAGUCAAGUAUCCUUCAGUUCCUGAACAAAUACUUGGAGGAUCUGUUGCAUGCACUUUAACAAAUGUUGGAUGCCAAAAUGCUCCUGCUGAGUUACAUAUUCCACCACAACAGGUUGGACUCGUUGAAACAGCUGAUGCUAUGCCUGGCUCUUCCCUAUCUUUGCUUUUUCGAAGUAUCUGGUCAGACCCAUGCCUUGAGUUUGCAUUCAAGACUCUUACAAGUGAUAUCCCUGUUCUUGACAACAAUCUAGCUAUCCCAAACUACUUCCUUCCACCACAGGACUUGAACAAAGGGACGGCACCCAAUUGUUCCUCUUCCACCUAUGAUGGCACUAGAAAGAACCACGCACAAGUUGACCGUGUCAGGCUGCCAAUGCCAAGGCCGUCAGAUAAGCUCUACAGCACUGGUUGGUUCCCUCCCCAGUGAACACCAUCUGGGAAAUAUGCAACAAAUGCAAAUAAGAAUAAAUCCUUUAGUCUUCUAGCGCUCAUCGUUAGGUACAUCGACAAGGAUGCAUGUUGUGAAAAAGACUGUAUCUUGUUGUAACUGUAGUAGUGCUAAUAUUACCAAUCAUAAGCUAGACUUGACAAAACUUUUGAAUUUGUGUAGUAAGCUGACUAGUAACCCUUUUGUUGUGUGGUUAGCAGAUAGAGAUGCUGAAAGUGCCAAGAAACCCCCUGAUUUUCAUGGCUGGGGUUUCACUCUGUCUGCAAAAAGCCCUUCCGGUUUAUUAGGGCCUGUAAGUGAAUUGAACUAAGUUAUGCCUGAAUUUGGUUUCUGUUCUACUGGUCCUGGAUCUCUCUUUUGAUGGAGUAUCAAAUGUUGUUGCGAA
Molecule: messenger RNA, 2477 nt
Organism: Brachypodium distachyon (stiff brome)
Lineage: Eukaryota; Viridiplantae; Streptophyta; Magnoliopsida; Poales; Poaceae
Product: methyl-CpG-binding domain-containing protein 13
Exons: 5
Coding region: 944-2071 (375 amino acids)
Molecular function (GO): DNA binding
Source: RefSeq, a predicted model, not a curated record